Messenger RNA from Mugil cephalus (flathead mullet), 2587 nucleotides. Its product is annotated as hemicentin-1-like. The coding region runs from base 45 to 1877 and encodes 610 amino acids. Lineage: Eukaryota; Metazoa; Chordata; Actinopteri; Mugiliformes; Mugilidae. The transcript is spliced from 8 exons. The record is from RefSeq and is a predicted model, not a curated record.
UUCGUGUGGAGGAAGAGACUGAACGUGUCAAGCAUCAUCUCAGGAUGUUUGUUCUCUUCUGGGUGACUCUGUUUUUCUCUGUGAGAGGCAGAAGUGCUGACACAGACUCAUCAACUGGAUUAAAACAACACUGUGGUCCAAUAGAUGGCUACUGUGUUAGUCUCAGUGAGGGAACCAUAACAGCAGAGGCUGGACUCUGUGUUGUGAUACCAUGUUCUUUCACUACUGGUUAUGCCUUUACACCCUCCGCUAUAGUGUGGUACAAAUGUGAUCCAUCAAAAGAAAGGUGUGAUGACUCUGACAUCAUAUUCCACUCCAGGAAAAACAAUGAAAAAGCUCAGUCUGGAUUCAUAGGACGAGUGUCAUCUUUAGAGCCUGAUGUGAGACAGAGAAACUGCAGCAUCAUGAUUAAUGAUCUGAAUGAGUCUGAUUCUGGAUUAUAUCAACUCAGAGUUAAUGGAGACCUGAAUGGGAGGACAGAUGGAUUUACAUACCCUUCAAGAUCAUCUGUCUCUGUUAAAGGUGUCAGUCAGAAGCCCACAGUGAUGAUUCCUCCACUGAUAGAGGGACAGCAGAGCACACUGACCUGCACUGCUCCUGGUCUCUGCUCUGGAUCUGUUCCUACAAUCACCUGGAUGUGGAGAAGAGCAGCAGAAGAUGACUCUCUUCUCAGAGGAAACAUCACUGGUUACCAGACUGAGGAUGUGACUGCUGUCACACAGAGACACAGCUCAACUUUGACCUUUAACUCUUCAGCUGAACACCACGGCUCCAGUAUCAGCUGUAAGGUCAGCUUCACAGGAGGAGCAACUACAGAGGAGACAGUAACUCUUAAUGUGACCUAUGUGAAGAAAAUUGAAAUCACUGGAGACAGAAGUGUGAAGGAGGGAGAGACUCUGAAUGUGACCUGCAGUGUUGAUAGUUUCCCUCCAUCAUUUAUCACAUGGACUAAAUAUUCUGAAGAAUCCAUUCAAAAUGUAACAGGAGAUAAUCUGCAGAACAACACUGAUAUGAACACUUUGUUCAUCUCUAAUGUGACAACAGAAGAUUCUGGACAGUACAUCUGCACAGCAAAACAUCUGAACAACACCCUGAUGGAGAAAGUCAACGUGAACGUGAUAUAUCAAAGAACACUUCAAAUAUCUGGGGAUAGAACUGUUAAGGAGGGAGAGACUCUGAAUGUGACCUGCAGUGUUGAUAGUUUCCCUCCGUCUCUUAUUACUUGGACCAAACUGAGUUCCAACACAAUCCUACACAACAACACUGGAUCAGCUUCACUUGUCAUCUCUGAUGUGACAACAGAAGAUUCUGGACAGUACGUCUGCACAGCAACACACCUGAACACGACUGUGACUCUACAUGCUGAUGUGACUGUGACUUGUCUGUUUAAGAUAUUAAGCAGCUCUAGAUGUGAGGUCCAGUCAGAGGUCCUGACCUGUGUGUGUAUCACUGAGGGGUUUCCUCUACCCACCAUCAAAUGGCCACUGUUGGAGUCCCACACUAAAUACUCUGUCAUGACCACUGUGUCAGACCACACAGUCAACAGCAGCAUCAUCCUGAGUGUUAAAGAUCAUGGUUACACUGAAGUUGAAUGUGUUGCCAGCAGUGACGUUGGAGAAGUAAAAAGGAACCUUGUCAUCAUCAAAACAGAUCAAGAAGUAGGUCUGCUGAGACAUCAUGGAUGUUACAGUGGAGUCCUUCUCUGGGCUGUUGCUGGUUCUUCUAUCAGUGUCAAUGUCCUCUUCAUAAUCUGCAUACUGGGACUUUGGAACGCAAGAAAGAAGGUGAAUCCAAAUGAAGGGGACAGGACGUACAUGUCAUUACAAAAACCAGAUCCAUCCUCAGAGUAUGAGGUGAUUGCCCUACGUCAAAACUAAGAAGUCUUUCAAGGAUUCAAUGGAUUAGAAUGAUGUGAUGUGAAGGGUGUUUGUAAUAGCAUCAUUCAGUUAGUUUAAAUGUCUGCAUUUAAGGUUUUUUCAUACCAUGUGAGUGAGUACACAUUCAACUGAUCUGUUCAACUUCAGCAUGUAAUAUUUCAUGGAUAUUAUAUUUCUACACUGGUUUCAACAUAUUUCUGUAAUUAUCAUUUUUAUUUGCACAGUAAAAGUUGUUACUUUUGUUUCUAUUAUUUGAGUUCAGUUUGAGGUUUGUUUCCAUUUAAUAAAAUGUACAUGUUUUGAGAAUGUCAAUAACAUCCUGAAAUGUGUGAUUGAUAAAUUAUCAGUGGGUCAUGUUUUAUUAGUUAACACAGCACCUUGCUGGAGUAAAUAAACCUGUAAAUAAGUGGUUUAGCAGCUACACCUCUGUAAAAGACAGCAGCCAAUAUAACUAAUCAGUGACCUUUAUCACUGAAUGUGCUAAGUGUUACUGAACCUCAUGGUGUCAUCUGUAGAGAGGUGUCUGCUCAGUUUAUGUUGUAUAUGUUGUUGUUUUUAUAUGAAUGAAUCAUCACAUCAGCAUGUUUGUUUUAAUCUGGGUGUCUCUGCUCUUCUUCUUUGGUAGCAAUGGUAACACAAGUACUGUUUUACAUCUUCUCCUUUAUUGUCUUGCAGAGCUGUCAAGAUUAAAUAUGUAUUAUCACAUCUGA